Molecule: messenger RNA, 669 nt
Organism: Meloidogyne enterolobii
Lineage: Eukaryota; Metazoa; Nematoda; Chromadorea; Rhabditida; Meloidogynidae
Source: the annotation of a GenBank genome assembly
AUGGAUCAUCAUGAUUGUCAAACAACAACGGACAAAAUUAGUCGAGUCCCGCAACGUGCAAUUUGCGAGUUGCGGAGGUAUUGUUGUGCACCACGUGACAAAACAAUAGAUCGCCAACGAAGAGACAAUCUUGGGUGUAACAUGGGCGACUUCCCUACAGGCAGUCGAUGUGACCCCCAACGACCAAAAUGUUUCGCGGGAGAGUAUUGUGGCAAUCAAGCAAUUUGCUGUUUAAGGAGCAAUUACGACAGAAGGCGCCCUCCAACUUUUUGCUAUAAUGGUCAACAAUCUAUAGUUCAUUGUACUUCUAGCGAUGAUUGUAAACAAUUAACUCAGGCAUGUGUUAAUGGCCUUUGUUGUACUCGAACAGGAGAUGAGUGGAAAAAUUCUUGUGGUGGUGCAAUGGCUGUUUCAAUUUGUUUUGAGGAUGGUUCAUGCCCGGAUAGACUAGUUCGUACCUCUUCAGAUUAUUGUUGUGAAUGUCCAUAUGGACAGGCUGCAGGGAAAUGUGCUCAUGGAUGUCCUCCCAACUAUUCAUGUGAUUAUGGUGGAGAAUAUUGUUGCCCUAAAUGUCCGCAAGGAGAUAAACCCUAUGGCUCUUGCUUUAACGGUGAAUGUGCUACUGGAUAUAUUUGCUCUGCCGGCAAUAUUUGUUGUAACAGAAAAUAA